AUGGUGAAAGUUUUCUUGACAGGAAUCACGGGGUAUACCGGUGGGGAUAUUUUCCACGUCCUAGAAAAGACCCACCCGGAAUUCGAGUACUCUGUCUUGGUCAGGAACGAGUCCAAGGCUACGCCUGUCAAGAAGAAGUACCCCAAUGUCCGAAUCGUCUACGGCACACUAGACGACUCCAAGGUGCUGGAGGAGGAGGCAUCAAAAACGGACAUUCUCAUCCACACUGCCGAUGCAUCAGAUCACGAAGGAGCAGCCAAAGCCUUCGCGGCCGGCCUCGCAGCAGGGCACAGCAAGGAGAAGCCUGGCUACUGGAUCCAUACCGGUGGCACAGGCAUCUUGACUUACCAAGACACUGAUGCCGACCGGUACGGUCAGCCUCUGUCGUAUGAGCCGUACAACGAUCUCGAGGGCAUUGAUGCGCUCACCGGUCUCCCUGAUCACGCCUUCCACCGCAACGUGGACAAGAUCGUUCUGGCUGCUGCUGAGCACCCGGCCAUCAAGGCGGCAAUCAUCUGCCCGCCUACCAUCUAUGGCAAGGGCAGAGGAGUGGACAACACGAAGAGUCGACAGGUCUAUGUCAUGGCCAACAUGACGCUCAAGCGUGGAAGAGCCCCGAUCAUUGGGACAGGAAAGGCGACCAUGGACAAUGUUCAUGUGCACGACUUGACCGACCUGUACAUCAGGCAGGUCGAAGCCGCGCUUAACCCCAAGCCCGAAAUAGACGCGCACAUUUGGGGCGCCAAGGAAGGCUAUCUGCUGGCUGAGGGAGGGUACCACGUCUGGGGCGAGGUCGCCCAGUGGGUUGCUGAGGCCGCGCAUGCCAAGGGUUACAUCAAGGACACCACCCUCGAGAUCGCGGGAUUUGAGGCCGCGUCCUAUGGUUUGAGCUCGCGUGGUUACGCAAAGAGGGCUCGCAAGUACCUCGGUUGGAACCCGAGUGCUCCGAGCCUGAAGGAGGAGGUUCCCAACAUUGUUGACGUGGAGGCGGCACUGCAGGGCCUGCAGCCGUCAAAGCCUUGA
This is a messenger RNA of Diaporthe citri, 1023 nucleotides long. RefSeq lists its product as uncharacterized. The transcript is spliced from 4 exons. The record is from RefSeq and is a predicted model, not a curated record. Gene Ontology annotation, molecular function: NAD binding; oxidoreductase activity, acting on the aldehyde or oxo group of donors, NAD or NADP as acceptor. Lineage: Eukaryota; Fungi; Ascomycota; Sordariomycetes; Diaporthales; Diaporthaceae. The coding region runs from base 1 to 1023 and encodes 340 amino acids.